Heterobasidion irregulare TC 32-1 is the source of this 1011-nucleotide messenger RNA. RefSeq names its product glyceraldehyde 3-phosphate dehydrogenase (gene gpd). The transcript is spliced from 9 exons. The coding region runs from base 1 to 1011 and encodes 336 amino acids. The record is from RefSeq and is a predicted model, not a curated record. Gene Ontology annotation, molecular function: NAD binding; NADP binding; oxidoreductase activity, acting on the aldehyde or oxo group of donors, NAD or NADP as acceptor. Gene Ontology annotation, biological process: glucose metabolic process. Lineage: Eukaryota; Fungi; Basidiomycota; Agaricomycetes; Russulales; Bondarzewiaceae.
AUGGUCAAAGUCGGAAUCAAUGGGUUCGGUCGUAUUGGCCGUAUCGUUCUCCGUAACGCCCUCCUCGAUAAGCGCAUCGAAGUCGUCGCUGUGAACGACCCUUUCAUCGCGCUUGACUACAUGGUCUACAUGUUCAAGUACGACUCCGUUCACGGCCGCUUCAAGGGCACCGUUGAGGCUAAGGACGGCAAGCUCUAUGUCGAUGGCAAGGCCAUCACCAUCUUCAACGAGAAGGACCCCGGCGCCAUCCAAUGGGGCUCUGUUGGUGCCGACUAUGUCGUCGAGUCCUCCGGUGUUUUCACCACCAUCGACAAAGCCUCUGCCCACUUGAAGGGUGGAGCCAAGAAGGUCAUCAUCUCUGCUCCCUCCGCCGAUGCCCCGAUGUUCGUCUGCGGUGUCAACCUUGACGCUUAUGACUCUAAGUACACCGUCAUCUCCAACGCGUCCUGCACGACCAACUGCCUCGCCCCCCUUGCUAAGGUUAUCCACGACAAGUACGGCAUCGUUGAGGGCUUGAUGAGCACCAUCCACGCCACCACCGCUACCCAGAAGACCGUUGACGGACCUUCCAUGAAGGACUGGCGUGGCGGUCGUGGUGUUAACGGGAACAUCAUCCCUUCGUCCACUGGUGCUGCCAAGGCCGUUGGCAAGGUCAUUCCCAGCCUCAACGGCAAGCUCACUGGUCUCUCAUUCCGUGUCCCGACCAACGACGUCUCCGUUGUUGACCUCGUUGUGCGCCUCGAGAAGUCGGCCACGUACGAGGAUAUCAAACAGACGAUCAAGGAGGCGGCUGCCGGCCCCUACGCGGGCAUCCUCGCGUACACCGACGAUGCGGUCGUGUCGACCGACUUUGUCGGCCACCCGGCGUCGAGCAUCUUCGACGCGAACGCGGGCAUCCAGUUGAACGAUAAGUUCGUGAAGCUGAUCUCUUGGUACGACAACGAGUGGGGUUACUCCAAGCGUGUGUGCGACCUUCUCGUAUUCGCGGCGCAGAAGGACGGCAACGCGUAA